This is a messenger RNA of Spinacia oleracea (spinach), 956 nucleotides long. RefSeq lists its product as uncharacterized. The record is from RefSeq and is a predicted model, not a curated record. The transcript has 5 exons. Lineage: Eukaryota; Viridiplantae; Streptophyta; Magnoliopsida; Caryophyllales; Amaranthaceae. Bases 273 to 776 code for a protein of 167 amino acids.
CAUUCUAAAAUUCUCGAACUUUCCACCAUCGUCAGCAUCCUCAGAACCACCCUCUCUCACCUUCUCUCUCCCGGGGGAGAAAGAGUGAGAGAUAUAAACAACCACCUCAAAUUCUUAGAUAUUUUUCUCUCUCUUCCCCAAUUUCUCCACACCCCAUUAUUCUUCUUAUUUCUCUAUGAUUUAGCAAUUCAGUAUAAAUAUAUUCUCAAUUCGUCGACCCACCUUCAAAUUAAUCCCCAAUUUUCGCAGCCGUUUGAUUUCGGAAUCGAAAGAUGGAUAGAGAAGGAGGAUCCAAUGGUGUUAAUGGAUCUUGUUAUUACUCUGUUCUUGGUCUCCGUAAGGAUGCUUCUUCCUCCGACGUCCGCUCCGCUUACCGGAAACUCGCUCUCAAAUGGCAUCCGGAUAGGUGGGCGAACAAUCCUUCCCUCGCUGCUGACGCUAAACGCCGGUUUCAGCAAAUUCAAGAAGCUUAUUCAGUGUUGUCGGAUCAGGGUAAGCGGUCAAUGUACGACGCUGGAUUCUAUGAUCCCACAGAAGAACAAGAUCAAGGAUUCUCUGAUUUUAUGCAAGAGAUGCUGACAAUGAUGGACAAUGCUAGAGGGGAGUCGGAUAGUCUAGAAGAUCUCCAAAAGAUGUUCGUGGAAAUGGUCGGCGGCGACGGGAUGGGCUUUGACUUCGACGCUGACCAAACGGCUGCGAAGAAGAGGUCACGUAGUGGAGGCUGUGCAGCUACCAAAGGGAGCGCCGCACCAAAACGAAGCUCCCCUCGUUGCUGAAACGAUGCCGUCUGUUGUUUGUGUGUGAUGUUAUCUAACCCAAUAGUGUCAACUUUAGGCCAUUUUAAUUGUUUGGAAGUCCUCUUAUUUUUCUCUCAUUUUAGACUCUUUCAACCUCUUUUGAGUAUUGAGUCUGUAAUGUUUAGACUAUUUAGUGAAAUAAACAUUUCUUUCAUGGUA